Messenger RNA from Drosophila elegans, 654 nucleotides. Its product is annotated as calphotin. The coding region runs from base 92 to 571 and encodes 159 amino acids. NCBI's taxonomy places the organism in Eukaryota, Metazoa, Arthropoda, Insecta, Diptera, Drosophilidae. The transcript has 2 exons. The record is from RefSeq and is a predicted model, not a curated record.
AUAUGGGCACGAGCUAUAUAAGCUACUGAGUUGGCUGCAAAUGAACAUUAUCGCUCAAGAGCUUUAGAAAACCCAACCCACCACCAGCAAAAUGUACAAGUUUUUGGUUCUCGCUGCCCUCAUUGCCUGCUCUGCGGCCAAGCCCGGAGUUGUGGCCCCGUUGGCUGCUCCUCUGGCCUACGCCAACGCUCCACUGUACGCCGCCGGUGGCAGCAGCCAGGUGGAUGUCCGCAACAACUACGACGGCACCCUGUCCUCUUACACCACGGCUCCCUUCGAAUUCACCGCCCCCUACUCCAGCCGCUAUGUGUCCGGAAUCCCAGCUGCUCCCGCCGUAGUGGCCAAGUACGCCGCUGCUCCUCUGGCAGCUCCUUUGGCUGCUGCUCCAUUGGCUGCUGCUCCUCUGGCUGCCCCUCUGGCCGCUGCUCCUUAUGCCGCUCCCUAUGCCGCCGCCGCCUACUCCGCCUAUCCCUACGCAUCGCCCUACGCUGCUCCCUAUCUGGCAUCUCCCUAUGCCGCUCCUUAUGCAGCUCCCUUCGCCGCCGCUGCCCCAGCUCCAGUGGUGGUCUAAGGACACACCUCGUAACCAAGCCAAACUAUAGACAAUUUUUGUAAACAAACUUGAAAUUAAAUUACGAACAAACAACUUAAAAA